AUGAAACAUACCGCAUGCGGUGGGUGGAUUGAGAUUCGCACGGAUCCGAAGAAUACGGCGUAUGUGGUUACGGAGGGAGCGAGGAAGAGGGAGACAGGGGAGGAUCAGGUGCCGCCGGUGGCGGGGCUGGGGGAGAUUGCGUUUAAGCUUGGACGGGAGGGGAGGGAGGGGGAGGACGAUCCGUUGGCGAGGUUGGAGGGGAAGGUGGCCGAUAAGAGGCGUGCAGAAACGGAGAGUUCGAGGAUUUUGGAGCUGCAGGAGCGGCAGUCUCGCGAUUGGGAUGAUCCGUAUGAGAAAUCGAGACGGUUGCGGAGGACGUUUCGGGUUGAGCGGAAACAGCUUGAGCGCACGGAGAAGGAUACAGAAGCGUUGAAGGAUAAGAUGAGCUUGGGGAUUGAGUUGGUUGCAGAGAAUGAGGAGGAUAGAGUCAGGGCUGGUUUGGUGGAUUUCGGUGGUGCUGCUGCUCCCGAGUCUGUGGAGGAUGCGGUGCGGGCUACGCGGUUACGGCCGUUAUUCGCGACCGAUGCUCGAAAGGAGAAAGAUGGGAAAGAGAAGAAGCAUAAGAGAGUUCGAACGGCGGACCUACUGGCAAAUCGCAAAGCCGCGUUCCGACAAGAGCUGACGGGGAAUACCCGUGCGGCCGUGGAUCCGUUUCUAAAUGCUGCGGACGAAGAUGCGUGGCAGCCUGGACUCAAGCGAAGGAAGAUAGCCAAGGCGUCUGCUCGCGGUCCUGAUAUUGAAAGGGAUGGGCGGGAUGUCAAGGUUGAAAAUGACAGGGUUUCUGGACCCCAGUCUCAGCCUCAGCCCCAGGUAGAAAAACCGCCUGAAAAGAACCCGGCUCCAGUUGCAUUGGUUGAUUAUGGAUCGGAUUCUUCGUAA
Messenger RNA from Aspergillus chevalieri, 879 nucleotides. RefSeq lists its product as uncharacterized. The transcript has a single exon. Gene Ontology annotation, biological process: mRNA splicing, via spliceosome. Gene Ontology annotation, cellular component: U2-type spliceosomal complex; post-mRNA release spliceosomal complex. Lineage: Eukaryota; Fungi; Ascomycota; Eurotiomycetes; Eurotiales; Aspergillaceae. The coding region runs from base 1 to 879 and encodes 292 amino acids. The record is from RefSeq and is a predicted model, not a curated record.